Molecule: messenger RNA, 324 nt
Organism: Medioppia subpectinata
Lineage: Eukaryota; Metazoa; Arthropoda; Arachnida; Sarcoptiformes; Oppiidae
Source: the annotation of a GenBank genome assembly
AUGGACCCAAAGGCGUAUGGUAAAGAGUUGGUGGAUCAUCCCAUUUUCCAGUUUGAGAGAAGAGUAGAUGAGCCUAAAAUAUACAACAGAGAAACGAUGCUAGAAACUAUCGAAAAUAUUCCUCGAAUUGCACAAGUGAAACAAGUUUUGGAGGAUACAUUCAUUAAAGAAAGAAUAUUGAGUAGAAAAGAGGAAUCUAAAGCACGUGAUUUGAAAUUUAUAGAGGCUCACAAGAGAUUGCUGAAGAAUUUUGUAAAGGGAAAGGAGGAAAAUACCGAAAAAAAGCAACAGAAAGACAAGCAAGUAGAAUACGAGAUUUGCUAA